Cladophialophora carrionii CBS 160.54 is the source of this 693-nucleotide messenger RNA. RefSeq lists its product as uncharacterized. Lineage: Eukaryota; Fungi; Ascomycota; Eurotiomycetes; Chaetothyriales; Herpotrichiellaceae. The record is from RefSeq and is a predicted model, not a curated record. Gene Ontology annotation, cellular component: GINS complex. The transcript is spliced from 2 exons. Bases 1 to 693 code for a protein of 230 amino acids. Gene Ontology annotation, biological process: DNA replication; DNA strand elongation involved in mitotic DNA replication.
AUGCACGGCGAGCUAGGAAACAAGCUCGUCCAACACGCCAAACGCACCACCGCCCUCCCCACCCUCCCGGCCUACCAGACCGAACUGAUCCGCAGCAUCGUGCUCGAAGUGCGCGACCUGGACCGGGACGUCACGCGGCUUCUCUCGCCCUUCAACACCACAGUCUACGACGACGAUGGCGUGGCUUCGUCCCAGAACACAUUCACUCCGGCGGAGCACCCGGCCACGGCGUGCGCGUUGCUCGUCGACCACCUGAGCAUGCGGCGCAACAAGCGGUGUCUAUUGGCCUAUCACCGCGUGCGGGCCGAGAAGCUGGAAGCCAUGGUCUGGGAGGGGCGGGAGUUGGAUGCGGGUGGCGUGCGGCCGGACGCCGAGAGAGGUCAAGAGAAGGAGAGGGACGUAUCUUCAUUGGUGGGGGGCACGCAGAAUUCUAUAUCUCCCGAGGAGGCGUCCUAUUUCCACGCGUACACGGAUUUCCUCGGCCAAUAUAAAGCGCAGUGGACGGACAUUGAUCUCACGGGCAGUCUGGAGCCGCCGAGGGAUUUAUUCAUCGACGUGCGCGUGCUCAGGGAUGCCGGCGAGAUACAGACCGAGUAUGGGGCCAUCAAUCUGACCAAGAAUAGCCAAUUCUUUGUGAGGAAGGGCGAUGUCGAGAGGUUGAUUCAGGCUGGCUUUUUGAUGAGGUUGACUUGA